CAGGACGACGACUACAUAUCCGCUGAGCAUCUCUUCUAAAUGUCAGUGUCAGAUGUGAUAGUUAACCGUUAGUUCAUCAUGAUGGAAGACAUGGACCCACUCGGUAUUUUUGUUGUGACAUCGGGAACCCGAGGGGAUCGUUUAUUAUUCCGUUACCCUUACGAAUCCGAAGACAACCGGUACACCGUAUCAAGAGUGUAUGGUCGAAAUCCUUAUACUACACGAUCCAAAGUUGCUGAGGAUCAUCAUCGGAGCAAGAGUACUGUGAUCCCUUCAGGAAGGAACGCAAACUUGAACUGGUUUUCAGACAAGAUUCUGACAAAUUUGUUAGCUGUGAAAUCUUCCCUCUGCAAAAAGAAGUUCAAUGUGAAGAUCGAUGAAAUUCGCUUCAUCGGCUUUCCGAUGAAGAUGUACCAUGUGGACAGCAAGCCGUCGUCAGCUGGUCACAUGAUCAUCACCGUCAAUGUCGUGUUUGCACUUAAUGCCAAGACUUGUACAUCUGCUGUUGACAGCUACCACGACCUGGCCAAGCAGCUGUCUGUGACUGUCUGUCAUGAGGAGAGACGGUGCCAGUAUCUGUCAACUCAAGCUAAGAUCAUGAUGGCCGUCCAUGAUGAAGUGGCUGCUUUGCCUGAAGAUUCGCUGGAACCUCCCUUUAAGCUCAUACUGCAGAGGUCUCAGCUGGCCAGAGAACUCAAGUCAGUCUUCGACAGCCUGGUGUCUACUGGCGUGGUUCAGAUGCACAUCAACCGCUGGAUCCAGAUUAACUUCUGUCUGCCACACAAAAUACACGUCAUUACCGUCGCUAAUAAAGUCAUGCACAUUGAGCCUGAAGUCAUACAAAAGUGCCUAACUUCACUGAGGCCGUACCAUGGGUUCCUGCUGCUGGUGGAGGAGCAAGAGCUCCUGGACUCCCUCCCCAUGGAUUGUACCCCCACACUGGUCCGACUGGUCCAGAUCGCCAGUCCCUUGAAGAAUCUGCAGACCUUGGCUCUUGAUGCCGACCUCAGUCUAUCUCAGGUAUUUCAACUGGCAAGUCACCUUGUGUACUGGGCCAAGGCGACAAUCAUCUACCCUCUGUGUGAGACCAACAUGUACGUCCUGUCACCCCAGGCCAACACCCAUGUCAACUCGUCUCUAGCAGAGGUGUUUGUGGAGCAGUUUCCCACCUGUUCUCUCCACAUGGAGAUGUCGGAAUUCUCCCUGCCCACCCAGCUCCGGGUCAACCGGGACUUCCUGGAAAGACCCCACCAUCAGGCCCAGAGAGUGCAGAAGGUUGUGUGGAUGCUGCGUCAUCGCCUGCUGAUGCAGCUGCACACGUACAUGUUCCUCGUGCCGCCGGUGUCGCGGAGGGAUUGGACGCAAGACGCCAACCUUCAGUCUGCCAGUGAGCUGCCCAAGGUGGAGGAGGAAUCCUGGCUGUCCUAUUUCCUGGACGAUUCAGGUCUCAACCGCCCACCCAGCCCUUCUGACAUCGCUUCAGUGAACAGCGAUGAGAGCAUUGGUCCAGCCCCGGGGGCCCAACAACUGAGUCAGCUGUCCAAGUCUCCAUCUGUGGGAGAGAUGAUGAGUGACGGCACGGUCAUCACCGAGGAGACCAAGGCUCAGUGGAGGAUGCAGGAGUCACUCCUCUCGGUCGUCACACCGGAGGUGAAGGCAGCCAUCUUGAAAUGUCCCGCAGCCAAAAAUACUGAAGAUCUUAAAGUUUUUGCAAGGUUGUGUCCCUACUUUAAUGGGCAAUACCACCUCGAGGAAAUCAUGUACUUUGAGAACCUGAGACGAUCCCAGCUGAUAACACUUUUGGACAAAUUUAAGGAGGUGCUUAUACUGUGUAGUCACCAGGAUCCAGCCACAGCCUUCUAUGCUGGUUGAUCCAACCACAACCUUCUAUGCUGGGUGAUCCAACCUCAGCCUUCCAAGCUGGGUGAUCCAACCUCAGCCUUCUAUGCUGGGUGAUCCAACCACAGCCUUCUAAGCUGGGUGACCUAGAUGGGGCUGCUCAUGGCAUGCGAGAACCUCUUACUCCACUGAAAACAGGUCCCCAGCAACCUAUGCUUGUUACGGGAAACUAUGUGGAUUGAGUGAUCUGGCUCAGUAAUUCAGUGACUCAAGAAGUCCUGGACUGCAAGGACUUCAGAUCUCGUUCAAGGACUUCAGAUCUCGGACUGUUGUUGAAACAUGACAUCAUUCAAGUGACUGUUAAUGUCCAACAACACACUGAGCUAAACUACCCAGUAUAUGGCAUAUUCUGAUUGUCUGUUGAGGACAUGUAUAUUGUGUAAUGACUGCAAUGUGUCCAGGUCUUUUAAUGUUGAGCCAUCCCUGUGAAGAAUUGAGUUAGAACAGGUCUUCAGCAACCCAUGUUUGCCAUAAGAGGCGACUGCGAUUGUCGUAAGAGGCCACUAACGGGAUCAGGUGGUCAGGCUCACUGACUUGGUUGACGCAUGUCAUUGUAUCCUUAUU
This is a messenger RNA of Haliotis rufescens (red abalone), 2463 nucleotides long. Its product is annotated as GATOR complex protein NPRL3-like. Gene Ontology annotation, biological process: negative regulation of TORC1 signaling; cellular response to amino acid starvation; positive regulation of autophagy. The coding region runs from base 79 to 1872 and encodes 597 amino acids. Lineage: Eukaryota; Metazoa; Mollusca; Gastropoda; Lepetellida; Haliotidae. The transcript has 14 exons. The record is from RefSeq and is a predicted model, not a curated record. Gene Ontology annotation, cellular component: GATOR1 complex.